This is a messenger RNA of Penicillium odoratum, 834 nucleotides long. RefSeq names its product putative cell wall protein (gene midA). The record is from RefSeq and is a predicted model, not a curated record. The coding region runs from base 1 to 834 and encodes 277 amino acids. The transcript has a single exon. NCBI's taxonomy places the organism in Eukaryota, Fungi, Ascomycota, Eurotiomycetes, Eurotiales, Aspergillaceae.
AUGCGUCUCGCCAAACUCUCGUUUAUUCUCCACGCUUUGGUCCUGACUGCACUUGCGGCUCAGGACCAGAGACGGGACUCCAGCAACCUGGUCUCUGAUAUCGUCAACAACGACUCGGCCACUGCCGUCACCUCGUCCGAUCCUGCCGCUACCACGACUUCCUCUGAACCCACUUCUUCAUCGACCUCAACCUCGUCCACCUCAACGACAACCUCGUCCACUUCCUCGACCACCACCACCAGUGAAGAAGCUAAAACCACCACGACUACAUCGGAAGCCGCCAAGACCACCGCUGCAGAGGCUCCCAAAACCACCUCCGAGCAACAACAGCAACACACCACCACCACCUCCACCUCCACAUCUUCUUCUGAAGACCAGCAGAAAGUAACUUCGGCUACCUCUGCCACGACUACCCAGACCCCAGUUGUCGAAACCAUCACCUCCUAUGAGACUGUCAGCGGAAGCACCGUGGCCAAUGUCAUUACCUCUACCUCCACCCCUGCCGCUGCUACCAACACUGCUAGUCUCAACACGGACAGCUCUUCUUCGAACAGCAGCAGUGGUCUGUCGUCGUCCGAUAAGAAAAUCAUCAUUGGUGUGGUCGUUGGUGUCGGCGGUGCGAUUGUCCUAGGUGUUCUGGGUAUUGUAAUCUGGCGCAUCCAGAAGAAGCGCAACGAGGCAUAUGGCGAUGAGGACACUGAUCUGAUGGGCGGAACCGCCGUUGGCUCUGGGCCUCGUGAAAAAGCCUCCAGCCCUGGUGUCGGCACCCCCUUCAAGAGUACACUGGACCAAUACCACAACCCUGGUCCCGUCAACGCUGCAUCGAACUUCUAG